Arabidopsis arenosa is the source of this 5512-nucleotide messenger RNA. The record is from the annotation of a GenBank genome assembly. Lineage: Eukaryota; Viridiplantae; Streptophyta; Magnoliopsida; Brassicales; Brassicaceae.
AAAAUGCAUAAAUAAACAAACCCUUCUCUUCUUUGCCAAUUCCCCAAAUCCUCCAAAAAAAAAAAAUGGAGACGUUAUCGAGAAGCCUAAGUAGGAGCUUAGGAGAGUUGUUAGCGAGUAAUAGUAAUAACCAUUUCUCAAGGAGAAGCGGUUCAACGAUCGAUGAUCACAUUCACGACGAGGAAGCUCUUAAAUGGGCUGCUCUCGAGAAACUUCCAACCUUCGCUCGUCUUCGUACCACUAUCAUUCAUCCUCAUGAAGACCUCGUUGACGUUACCAAGCUCGGUGUCGAUGAUCGACAGAAGUUCAUCGAUUCUAUCUUUAAAGUCACAGAGGAAGAUAACGAGAAGUUCUUGAAAAAGUUUAGGAAUCGAAUCGACAGGGUGCGGAUAAAGUUACCGACAGUGGAAGUGAGAUUCGAGAAAGUAACGAUAGAGGCGAAUUGUCACAUAGGAAAAAGAGCUCUUCCCACAUUACCUAACGCUGCUUUAAACAUUGCAGAGAGAGGUCUUCGUUUGCUUGGUUUUAACUUUACAGAGACCACUAAAGUAACUAUCCUCAGAGACGUCUCGGGUAUUAUUAAACCUUCACGAAUGACACUUUUAUUAGGUCCACCAUCAUCAGGGAAAACAACUCUUUUAUUAGCGUUAGCUGGAAAACUAGACCCAAGUUUAAAGGUGAAAGGGAGAGUAACAUUCAAUGGGCAUGGAUUGGAAGAGUUUGUGCCACAGAAAACAUCAGCAUACAUAAGCCAAAACGAUGUUCAUCUUGGAGUCAUGACUGUUCAAGAAACUCUUGAUUUUUCUGCUAGAUGUCAAGGAGUUGGCACUAGAUACGAUUUGUUAAGUGAGUUGGUGAGGAGAGAGAAGGACGCAGGGAUCUUGCCGGAACCGGAAGUGGAUCUCUUCAUGAAGUCCAUUGCAGCAGGAAAUGUCAAGAGCAGUCUCAUCACAGACUAUACUCUGAGAAUAUUAGGGCUUGACAUAUGCAAAGAUACUGUGGUCGGAGAUGAGAUGAUUAGAGGAAUCUCGGGUGGUCAAAAGAAAAGAGUAACAACAGGAGAGAUGAUAGUGGGACCAACAAAGACAUUGUUCAUGGACGAGAUAUCGACAGGUCUAGACAGUUCAACAACGUACCAAAUAGUGAAAUGCCUUCAAGAGAUUGUCCGGUUCACGGACGCAACGGUUCUCAUGUCCUUAUUACAACCAGCUCCUGAAACGUUCGAACUUUUUGAUGACAUCAUUCUAUUGUCGGAAGGCCAGAUCGUGUACCAAGGUCCACGUGAUCAUGUUCUUACCUUCUUUGAAACUUGCGGUUUCAAGUGUCCCGACCGCAAAGGCACAGCAGAUUUCUUGCAAGAGGUAACUUCAAGGAAAGACCAAGAACAGUAUUGGGCAGAGACAACAAAACCAUACAGUUACAUUUCUGUCUCCGAAUUCUCCAAACGAUUCAGAACCUUCCAUGUCGGAGCCAAUCUUGAAAAAGAUCUAUCAGUCCCUUACGACAGAUUCAAAUCACACCCCGCUUCUCUCGUCUUCAACAAACACUCUGUUCCAAAAUCUCAACUCUUCAAGGUCUGUUGGGACAGAGAGUUGCUUCUCAUGAAACGUAACGCUUUCUUUUACGUUACCAAGACUGUUCAAAUUAUCAUUAUGGCUUUGAUUGCGUCGACCGUGUACCUGAGAACGGAGAUGGGUACAAAGAACGAGAGUGAUGGAGCCGUCUACAUUGGUGCGUUGAUGUUCUCCAUGAUCGUUAACAUGUUUAAUGGAUUCGCGGAGCUUGCUUUGAUGAUUCAGAGACUUCCCGUGUUCUACAAGCAACGAGACCUUUUGUUUCAUCCUCCUUGGACCUUCACUCUCCCAACAUUUCUUCUGGGAAUUCCUAUCUCCAUCUUCGAAUCCGUUGUUUGGGUCAGCAUUACUUAUUACAUGAUCGGAUUUGCUCCAGAACUCAGCAGGUUCUUGAAGCAUUUGUUGGUGAUAUUUCUGACACAGCAAAUGGCUGGUGGUAUAUUUCGAUUCAUUGCGGCAACUUGCAGAUCGAUGAUUCUUGCUAAUACGGGAGGAUCUCUAGUUAUCCUCCUCCUCUUCUUGCUUGGAGGGUUCAUUGUUCCUAGAGGUGAGAUACCUAAAUGGUGGAAAUGGGCUUACUGGGUUUCACCAAUGGCUUACACUUACGAUGCUUUAACUGUCAAUGAAAUGCUUGCUCCUAGAUGGAUGAAUCAACGGUCUUCGGAUAACUCGACGAGGCUAGGGUUGGCUGUUCUUGAGAUUUUCGAUAUUUUCACGGAUCCAAACUGGUAUUGGAUCGGGGUAGGAGGCAUUCUCGGGUUUACGAUUCUCUUCAACAUCCUCGUUACCUUAGCUCUGACAUUCCUAAACCCACUUGAGAAACAGCAAGCCGUUGUUUCAAAAGAAAAUGCAGAGGAAAACAGAGCAAAAAACAGAGCAGAGAAUGGCUUAAAGAGUAAGAGUAUUAGCGCGAAAAGAGGAAUGGUUCUACCUUUUACACCUCUCACAAUGUCUUUUGACAAUGUAAACUACUACGUCGACAUGCCUAAGGAAAUGAAGGAACAAGGAGUUUCCAAGGAUAAGCUUCAGCUACUAAGGGAAGUGACAGGGGUCUUUAGGCCAGGUGUACUAACAGCUUUGAUGGGAGUUAGUGGAGCUGGUAAGACUACUUUAAUGGAUGUUUUAGCGGGUAGAAAAACCGGUGGAUACAUCGAAGGAGACAUCAGAAUCUCCGGUUUCCCUAAAAGACAAGAAACCUUUGCAAGAAUCUCUGGUUAUUGUGAACAGAACGAUAUCCACUCACCACAAGUCACUGUCAAAGAGUCUCUCAUCUACUCUGCUUUCCUUCGUCUCCCAAAAGAAGUCACUAAAGAUGAGAAAAUGAGAUUUGUGGAUGAAGUGAUGGAGCUAGUAGAGCUAGAGAGUCUAAAAGACGCGGUGGUCGGGCUUCCAGGGAUCACAGGGUUAUCAACAGAACAGAGGAAGAGACUUACAAUCGCAGUGGAAUUAGUGGCGAAUCCAUCUAUAAUCUUCAUGGAUGAGCCAACCUCUGGUCUUGACGCAAGGGCUGCAGCGAUUGUGAUGAGGACGGUGAGGAACACAGUUGACACAGGAAGAACUGUGGUCUGCACAAUCCACCAACCUAGCAUUGAUAUCUUUGAAGCUUUUGAUGAACUUCUGCUUAUGAAGAGAGGAGGACAAGUGAUUUACGCUGGUCCUUUAGGUCGAAACUCUCACAAGAUUAUCGAAUAUUUCCAGGCGAUUCAUGGAGUUCCAAAAAUUAAAGAGAAGUAUAAUCCGGCGACAUGGAUGCUAGAAGUGAGCUCAACGGCUGCAGAGGCCAAGCUUGAGAUAGAUUUUGCUGAGCAUUACAAAACAUCAUCCUUAUAUCAACAAAACAAGAAUCUUGUAAAGGAACUAAGCACACCACCACAAGGAGCACGAGAUCUCUAUUUCUCUACACGGUUUUCACAAUCAUUGUUAGGACAAUUCAAAUCUUGUUUAUGGAAGCAGUGGAUAACUUAUUGGAGAACUCCUGACUACAAUCUAGCCAGAUUUUUCUUUACAUUAGCUGCAGCUGUCAUGCUCGGAUCAAUUUUCUGGAAAGUUGGCACAAAAAGGGAAAAUGCUAAUGAUCUUACAAAGGUUAUUGGAGCAAUGUAUGCUGCGGUUUUAUUCGUGGGCAUAAACAAUUCCUCAUCUGUCCAACCGCUAAUAGCUGUGGAACGAAGUGUAUUCUAUAGAGAAAGAGCUGCUGAAAUGUAUUCUGCUUUACCUUAUGCCCUAGCACAGGUGGUAUGUGAAAUACCGUAUGUGCUGAUCCAAACUACAUAUUAUACACUAAUAAUAUACGCAAUGCUCUGUUUCGAAUGGACAGUGGCCAAAUUCUUUUGGUUUUACUUCGUAUCAUUUGUCUCCUUCCUCUACUUCACAUACUAUGGGAUGAUGACAGUUGCCCUCACCCCGAACCAGCAAGUCGCAGCCGUUUUUGCCGGAGCUUUCUACGGACUUUUCAACCUCUUUUCUGGUUUUGUCAUCCCUAGACCGAGAAUUCCGAAAUGGUGGAUAUGGUAUUACUGGAUCUGUCCAGUGGCUUGGACUGUGUACGGAUUGAUUGUUUCGCAGUACGGUGACGUGGAGGAUACGAUUAAAGUUCCGGGUAUGGCAAAUGAUCCGACGAUAAAGUGGUACAUUGAAAACCACUAUGGAUACGACGCAGAUUUCAUCGUCCCGAUUGCUACCGUUAACAAUGGGCACAAUUCACGCACGUGUCCAACGCGUGGUGGUGGCACGUGCGGUGGAAGUGGCGGAGGAGGAGGAGGAGGUGGUGGUGGAGGUUCUUGUUCCUCCUCCGCCGUGAAGUUGUUCGGCGUAAGGUUAACGGAUGGGUCGAUUAUUAAAAAGAGUGCGAGUAUGGGUAAUCUCUCUGCAUUGGCUGUUGCGGCGGCGGCGGCAACGCACCACCGUUUAUCUCCGUCGUCUCCUCUGGCGACGUCAAAUCUCAAUGAUUCGCCGUUAUCGGAUCAUGCCCGAUACUCUAAUUUGCAUCAUAAUGAAGGUUAUUUAUCUGAUGAUCCUGCUCAUGGUUCUGGGUCUAGUCACCGUCGUGGAGAGAGGAAGAGAGGUGUUCCUUGGACUGAGGAGGAACACAGGCUAUUCUUAGUAGGUCUUCAGAAACUUGGGAAAGGAGAUUGGCGCGGUAUUUCGAGAAACUAUGUCACUUCAAGAACUCCUACACAAGUGGCUAGUCAUGCUCAGAAGUAUUUCAUUCGCCAUACUAGUUCCAGCCGCAGGAAAAGACGGUCUAGCCUAUUCGACAUGGUUACCGAUGAGAUGGUAACCGAUUCAUCGCCAACACAGGAAGACCAAAGUCACCAGACCUUAAAUCGUUUCUCUCCAAUCAAGGAACCUGAAAACAAAAUCUACCUUCCUUCACUUGAGCUCUCACUCAAUAAUACCACAGAAUCUGAAGUGGUCGUAGCCACGGCGCCACCACAGGAAAAAACUGAAGAAACUAUAGAACCAUCAAACGGGGUUUCACCAAUGCUAGUCCCGGGCGGCUUCUUUCCUCCUUGUUUUCCAGUCACUUACACGAUUUGGCUCCCUGCGACUUCCACUUCACUUCACGGUACAGAACAUGCCUUAGAAGCUGAGACUUCUUCUCAGCAGCAUCAGGUCCUAAAACCAAAACCUGGAUUUGCUAAAGAACGUGUGAACAUGGACGAGCUGGUCGGUAUGUCUCAGCUUAGCAUAGGAAUGGCGACAAGACACGAAACCGAAACUUCCCCUUCCCCUCUAUCUUUGAAACUAGAGCCCUCAAGGCCAUCAGCGUUUCACUCAAACGGCUCAGUUAAUGGCACAGAUUUGAGUAAAGGCAACAGCGCAAUUCAGGCGAUCUGAAAAGUCUUUGUUAUUGUGUUAAAGAAUGAAGAAGGAAGUCCCUGAACAGAUUAAACAAGAGGAUGUUCCUGGUUUAGGAAGAAACAAUCUAAGGCAUA